This is a messenger RNA of Aspergillus wentii DTO 134E9, 1044 nucleotides long. RefSeq lists its product as uncharacterized. Lineage: Eukaryota; Fungi; Ascomycota; Eurotiomycetes; Eurotiales; Aspergillaceae. Bases 1 to 1044 code for a protein of 347 amino acids. The transcript is spliced from 7 exons. The record is from RefSeq and is a predicted model, not a curated record.
AUGAAAGCCUGCUAUCUUACCAUCGCAGAAAGGGUCCUAGGGGCUUAUGUUUUCCAACGCCAUGGGGACCGCACAGCUGAAGCCUGGCCACCUACUAAAUUGAGCAUUCUGGGUUACGGUCAAGAUGCCGACAUAGUCAACUUGGCCCAGGUUAUCGCGAGUGCGCCGCAAGAUUAUGUUAUCAAGAACCCAGGAGAUGGGUUCCUACCAUCCUGCAACAAUGCCAAAGUUGGCCGCAAUAGCUACUUCCCCUCAAACUCGUUUAAAAGCCUAUUGUCGUCUAGUAGGGAGCUUUAUCGGUCUCUUGAACCGCUGGUUAAUGAACUUGAGCUGAACUAUAAGAAUGGAUACACCAGCUUCUUAUUCUUGCGAACGAGCACGAGUUUUAACAUAGCAUACAACAGUUCAGAUGAGAUACGUGCUGUUGCUGGUAUGACUCUUGAUGUCAAGGUUCUCACAGGUUUAAACGAAAAAAUUAUAUCUGGCGGCAAAUCCAAACUGAACAUUCAAUUUAGUGCCUACGCCUCUUUCAUUUCGUAUUUCGGACUGGUCAAGCCCCAAAACGCAGAUGAAAAGUUCGCUAAGCUUGUGAGAAAUGAUUCUGGCACCGGGAUUCCCCCCACAUCAGAUAUUAGAGUCCGCUUCAUGUUUCACAAUGAAACUAGCGUUGAGGGCUCGACACAGCUACAAGCUUAUCUGCUUUUUGGACAAUCCACUCUCAAGCUUCCUUCGGGGCGGUUUGUUGAGAAGUCAAAUCAGGUUGCCAUUUCAUCUCAGCAGCAAUGGUGUCAGGCCUGUGGAAAUACCACUGGAGUCUGCGCUUCGACUUCCGAUGAUACCGGCGGGGAUAGUUCAUCCUCCAGCUCAUCGUCUCUUUCUUCCUCGAACAGUGAGAUGAGCUUAGGAGUGGCAGGUGUCAUUGGUGCGAUGGUGACUUUGUGUGUUCCUGCUGGGCUGUUGUGCGCUCACCGGUAUUUAUCGACCGGAUGCUUCUCCCACACCGUCGAUGAACGAUUUAGCGUAGGAAGCUCUGAUGGGAAGUAG